AUGUCGAACCUAGGUGGACGUGAGGCGUCAGCCUCCAUCAGCAGGCAUCAAGUAAAGCGCUCCAUUAGCGAAAUCGCAGCGCCGAUUCUGCCAAGGAGUGGCCACUCACGGCAUCAGUCGCACCUCUCCCAACACCUGCGAAAGGAACGAUACAAUGACCAGUCGGCCCAGCCUGGAUAUCAGAUGCCAGCACGAUACUCCCUCGACGUUUCGCGACCAGAUGUGCUCUCACACAGUCGCCACCCCAGCACCAUGGGCGUGGCGAAGGACGAGAACAGGAGCAGAACAAGCAUUAUCGAGGCUGAACGCAAAGCCAGCAAGCAGGACCUUCUCCGCCAGGAGCGCGAGAAGGCAAAGUCCAGGGCAGAUGGCCUGAAACAGUCGCUCGUCCAACUCCACACGUUCUCGACGACGGCAACGAGACGCCUCGACCAGACAUAUUACGCCAUCUUGGAAAAAACGAGUGCGUUGCAGGGCACAGUGGCAGCCCUCAAGGAUCUCACGGAAAGUUCUAGGGAAAUCUAUACAACAUUUGAGAAGGACUCUAAGGGUCUGGAAACGGAUAUUACCAGCCAACUGGAUGCACUUGGUCAUUUCGAUGAGCAACAGUCCAAGAUCGAGUCACUACGAGACCGUAUUCAUGAAGGCAGAGCAAAGGUCCAGGCUCUCAGCGCCCGCGUCGAUUCUGUCAGAGAGCGUGUCGAAGGUUGGGAGCGAGCGGAUCAAGAAUGGCGAGACAGGACUCGAAAACGACUCAGAGUGGUCUGGACUGCCAUUUUUCUUCUGCUUGUUAUCAUCGUCGGAUUGUUUAUGAUGUUGAAUCCUGGACGCUCUUUGCCUUCACAGUCUCCCGAGGAUAUAUUAGACUCGCUGAGGGACGCACCAUUGAUGGACACGCCACUGAGGGACACAUCACCGAACAUCCCUGAACUAGAUCAUGUACCACUGGCAGAUGUGGGCGGAGUUUCUCCCGUAAGCGACCGUACAUUAAACUUUACGGACAUGUCCUUGGUUUGGGCACGGCCUGCGGAGACUGAAGAUCGACUUCGAGAGUUUGACGAGCUGUGA
Molecule: messenger RNA, 1068 nt
Organism: Clonostachys solani
Lineage: Eukaryota; Fungi; Ascomycota; Sordariomycetes; Hypocreales; Bionectriaceae
Source: the annotation of a GenBank genome assembly